Messenger RNA from Myotis lucifugus (little brown bat), 518 nucleotides. RefSeq names its product thyrotropin releasing hormone receptor (gene TRHR). The coding region runs from base 6 to 404 and encodes 132 amino acids. The record is from RefSeq and is a predicted model, not a curated record. NCBI's taxonomy places the organism in Eukaryota, Metazoa, Chordata, Mammalia, Chiroptera, Vespertilionidae. The transcript has a single exon. Gene Ontology annotation, cellular component: membrane. Gene Ontology annotation, biological process: phospholipase C-activating G protein-coupled receptor signaling pathway. Gene Ontology annotation, molecular function: thyrotropin-releasing hormone receptor activity.
CUAAGAUGCUGGCCGUGGUUGUCAUUCUGUUUGCCCUUUUAUGGAUGCCCUACCGGACUCUUGUGGUCGUCAACUCAUUUCUCUCCAGCCCUUUCCAAGAAAAUUGGUUCUUACUCUUUUGCAGAAUUUGCAUUUAUCUCAACAGUGCCAUCAACCCAGUGAUUUACAACCUCAUGUCUCAGAAAUUCCGAGCAGCCUUCAGGAAACUCUGCAACUGUAAGCAGAAGCCCAUGGAGAAGCCCACUAGCUACAGUGUGGCCCUAAAUUACAGUGUCAUUAAGGAGUCAGACCACUUCAGCACAGAGCAUGAUGAGAUCACUGUCACUGACACGUAUUUGUCUGCCACGAAAGUGACUUUUGAUGACACCUGUUUGGCUUCUGAAAUAACCUUGAGCCAAAGCUGACUCCUGAGUUAGAAGAAAAUGGACCAUAAAGUGAAUCUGUGCAGUUAGCAACCCAAGAGAGGAAAAGGCCGCUACUGAUAUGGGAAGACAGAGCAGAUAGUCUUUUCCAGUACU